AUGGAGGGCGGACUAUCGUUUCACUCGGGUCUGGUGAGAGCCCAUACCACCUUUGCCGUCUCCCAUACACCACCAAAGUCGCCCUCAAAGCAAACUGCACACGCCCGGAUGACCUCGACCGGGCCGCCUGCCCUCAUGUCGCACCAGAGCUUCCAGAGCACCUACUCGAGCUACUCGCACAGCAGCGCGCGCGACACGCAGAGCACCCAGGCCACGAGCAGCUCGACGCUGUUCAACCCCCCGCCCAGCUUCCCGACGUCGUCGACGCCCGUCAAUGGCGGGCCCAUCGAAGCCUCGGACAAUGUCCUCAACAAGCGGGCCGACAAGGACACCUCGCUGUUCCAGCGCUGCUUGACGCUGCAGAUGCGCCUGCGCUUCAUCCCGGGCUUCAACCGCUGGAUCGCCGAGGAGGAGGGCAAGGCCGACGACGACGCCGACCCCGUCACGCUGCUCUGGCGCACCUUCCGGAGGGGCUACCCGCUGAUGGAGCUGUACAACGCCCUCGAGCCCCGCACCCUCCUGACCAUCCCCAGCUCCAAGCAGGACGAGAAGAGCCUGAAGAAGAACGAGAAGAUGGCCUGCUACAAGUUCAUCCAGAGCUGCGUCACCGAGCUGGGCAUCCCCCAGGACAGCUGCUUCAUCCUCGGCGACCUGUACGGUGACGACACAACCGGAUUUGUCAAAGUCACCAACGUCGUCAACAAAGUGCUCGACGAGCUCGUCGCCCGGGGCAAGAUUGCUGGCGUCACCGAAUCCCUCGACAACGCUGGCGGCGCCGGCACCAAGCGCACCCAGCGCGAGCACAUCAUCGACGAGCUCGUCAAGACGGAGCGUACCUACGUACAGCAUCUGGAGCUGCUGCAGGAGUUCAAGAAGCUGGUAGAAGAAAGGGGCGUCAUUAGUGGUGACCAAGUGCACGAUAUCUUCCUCAACCUGAACGCCCUCCUCGACUUCCAGCGCCGCUUCCUGAUCCGCGUCGAACAAACCAACGCACAGCACCCCGACGAGCAAAACUGGGGUAACUUGUUCGUCUUAUACAAAGAUGCUUUCAAGGUCUACGAGCCGUACAUCGCGAACCAGAAGAAGUGCGAGCAGAUUGCCAUGCGCGAGUUCGACAAGCUCAAGGAGACCGGUGGACCAGCCGAGAUGCGACAGAUGGUCGAAUCGCCGACUUUGCUUGCGUCUUUCCUUUUGAAACCAUUCCAACGACUCACCAAAUACCCGCUACUGCUUCAGCAACUUCGCGACAAGGGCGACCUCGACGAAGGACGACGUGAAGACAUCUCCCGGGGUAUCGCAGCGGCCUCUUCCGUGCUCGCGGGCACCAACGACGCCAUUGCGCGCGAAGAACGUGUCGAAGCAGUAGAAGAGCUCAAGACGCUCGUAGAAGACUGGAAGGGCCACAAGAUUGAAGGUUUUGGUGACCUUCUUCUACACGGCCAGUACACUGUGCUCAAGGGUGAGAGCAUGAGCUCAAAGAACGAAGAGCGAGAAUACAAGAUCUACCUUUUCGAGAUGAUUCUCCUCUGCUGUAAAGAGAUCAAUGUCAACAAGCCAAAGAACAAAAUGUCCACUCGAUCCCUAGUCACCAAAGACGGGAAGCCAAAGUUGCAGCUCAAGGGCCGCAUCUUCAUGCAGAACGUCACAGAGACCAUCUCUCUCCAGAAGCCAGGCUCAUAUACCUGCCAAAUCUUCUGGAAGGGCGACCCGGGAAUCGAGAACUUCAUCAUCAAAUUCACCUCCGAGGAAACCAUGAAGAAAUGGGCUAUGCAGGUCGAUACCCAGCGCCGGAUGUGGAAGGACCAGGCGCGGACAAGCGCCAGCACCACAGCCUCCAGGCCAUCAGAUACUCAGUUCGCAUACAUGCGCGACCAAGUCUUGGAAAACCCAUACCAGGAGGAAGACGAAGAAGACGCUGACGAGGACAUCGAUCCAGUUACAGGCUAUCCCUACUCACGACAGAAUACUGGCACCCCCUCGAUACGUUCGCGAUCAACGACUGGCGAAAGCGGGCCCCCUGAUGGAAACUCAAGGGUACCACCUCCACGUUUUCCUAUGGGCUACAACGGUCAGCCUCCACUAACCCUGCGCACGCAGCAGAUACAGGACGCCGCCAACCAAGAAUCCUAUUUUUCUCCUACGGCUGAGACCCCGAUGCAAACCCCAAUGUCAACUCACUCUAACGCACGAUCAAGCCAGUCAUCUAACGGCACCUUCCCCUUCCCACGUCAAGCACCGCCAAAUGGAUAUUCUCACGAAGAGAACAAUCGUCACACUGCUCCUGCCCAAUCGCGCCACGGAUCCAGGGGGGAGAAUGUUCAUCAACAGAGCCGUGCCCAACGUCCAUCACUUCCGGCCAAUGCCACUCUUUCAGCUCAAGGUAGAUUGCGGGCAGCUAGUAGCCCCGAUAUCAACUCACAUCUCCAAGGACAAACUCGAAGAGCGCCGCCGCCAUCCCAGCCAGUGCCAGAUGUGCCCCCCUUCCCCACACACUAUGCGUACAACGCAGCAAUCGUGAAUCGCAGUAACAGCAACUCGCCCAACAACCCACCGCCGCGCGCUGCAACCCAGUCACCAGCAAUCCAACGAGACCGCCUGAUCCAGCAACGAACCGCCGCGGAGCUCGCCAACGCGAACAAUGAGUUCCACAACACUGCUAUGCGCCGCGAUCCAAACUAUCCGCCAAUGCGCACAAUGACGCCUGCAUCAUCGUUUGAGAGAAGCCAGGGCACUUUGACUCCAGCGUCCAUGGACUCGCGGAACAUGUCGCCUCCCCUUGGUGUAGACCCCAAUAUACCGACACAACUCAAAGUCAAGGUGCAUUGCCCAUCAGCCGGGAGUUCCAUGGUCUUGGUGGUCAGCACAAACAUCAGCUACCAGUCGCUCAAGGACCGCAUUGAUGCAAAACUACAGCGAUCGACGUCUGUAUCACUUGGCUCCGGCCAGGUCAAACUCAAGUAUCUGGAUAGCGAUAACACAUACGUAAGCAUCCAAUGCGAUGACGACGUACAAGAGGCGUUUGAAAACUGGAAAGAACAGCAGAGCAAUCUCAACCCUGGUGGUGGACUAGGCGAGAUUGAACUUUUCUGUCAACGGUAA
Molecule: messenger RNA, 3099 nt
Organism: Alternaria burnsii
Lineage: Eukaryota; Fungi; Ascomycota; Dothideomycetes; Pleosporales; Pleosporaceae
Product: rho guanyl nucleotide exchange factor
Exons: 5
Coding region: 1-3099 (1032 amino acids)
Biological process (GO): establishment of cell polarity; septin ring organization
Cellular component (GO): cytoplasm; nucleus; mating projection tip
Molecular function (GO): guanyl-nucleotide exchange factor activity; protein binding
Source: RefSeq, a predicted model, not a curated record